CGCGGUUGUUGGAGGUAGAUUUAAAGUUUGACGGUGUAACGCACAUGAAACUCCAAACCACUGACUUCUAGGUUUCUUAUUGUCUUUUAAAAGUAAACAUCAUAAUAAUGAAUCGUGGUUUAAUUGAUACAACUAGUAUCAAAAAUCAUUUACAAGCAAAAGAUUUGGUUGUAUGCAAUGAAAUCUCUACAUCAUUAGACGAGUUUAAGAAAUUUUUAAUUCAACAAAAAAAACAUCAUGAAGAAUUAUCAAAUUUAUCGCAUAACAAUUUAAUUACGUUACGUGAUGAUCUCAAAACUGUCAGUCAACAAGUUUCGUCUACAAUAUCCAAUCUUCGGCAGACAUCUACAACUAUUUCACGUUUAAAAACAGAAGUAUUAAAAGAAGAGAAAAAUGCCAGUCUAGCUCAUAAAACAUUCGAUCAUGGAUUGAGUAUUAAAAGUGAUAACAAUGAAUUAACAAGUUAUUUCAUGAAAAAAAUCAAUGAAUUCGAUACAAGAAUUCGAUUGUAUAAACAAGAAUUGGAAGUAUUUGAAGAGAAUGUCUACUCGCAGCCAUUAACACCAAUGACUCCACGAGAUCUUUUAAAUAUUUUGCAUUUAAUAGAUCAUGAUUUUAUUAAUCUUGCUGCUCAAUUGUAUACUGCACAUGAAAGUAUUAAGACAUUAAAAUCAAACUACUUAAAAAAGUAUCGUAUGUGCUAUGGUUCAGCACGUAAUCCAUUCGGUGAUAAUGAUGAUGAUCUGUAUUUUAAAAAUCAAACUGGAAUUGAUAAUUUAUUUGGAAAAGGAUUAAUAAGUAGAGGAAAAAAUGUUUCAUCAUUCUCUUCCACUCCAUAUGGUCCUUCACCAUUUCCAACAUCUGAACCUCCUGUUACAUCAAAUUCAAUUGGUAUUGGUAAUAUGGGAAAAGUUCCAAUUAUCCCAUCGUCAUCAUCUAUUGUUACGACUUUAAGUAGUAGUAAUGCAUUGACCAAUCCACAAUUUGGUACAGCUUCUUCUUCGCUUCAACCUAGUACAUCCUCCUUACUUCCACAAAUCGGUUCACUGACUAGUAGUGGAAUUGCUGCUUCUUCAAAUCCGACUGCUACAACCACAAGUUUAAUUAAACCAAUCUUUGGAUUUCAAUCAUCACUGGCUACUACUUCAACAACAAGUUCCAUUGGUAAAAUAGGACUAUAAAUUUUUAGUGUAAAGAGAUUGAUGAUGAUCACUUUUAGCAUUUUUGGAUUGAAAGUAAAUGUUGGAAAUUUUGUUUUUAGAUUUAUUUCAAUGUAUCUAUUAAUUUUUACAUUCUGACAGAAUUGUGUAACAAUUGUAUGUAUAUAUAUAUAAAUCUUUCAAUAUCAAUGAAUGCUUAUUUUAUUU
Molecule: messenger RNA, 1367 nt
Organism: Schistosoma turkestanicum
Lineage: Eukaryota; Metazoa; Platyhelminthes; Trematoda; Strigeidida; Schistosomatidae
Source: the annotation of a GenBank genome assembly